This is a messenger RNA of Papilio machaon (common yellow swallowtail), 1727 nucleotides long. It is a transcript of the gene mst, whose product is annotated as protein misato. The record is from RefSeq and is a predicted model, not a curated record. The transcript has 3 exons. The coding region runs from base 48 to 1652 and encodes 534 amino acids. Gene Ontology annotation, biological process: mitochondrion distribution. NCBI's taxonomy places the organism in Eukaryota, Metazoa, Arthropoda, Insecta, Lepidoptera, Papilionidae. Gene Ontology annotation, cellular component: cytoplasm.
UAACUCUUACUGUCAACUGUCAAAAAGUUGUUUAACGUUGCCUUGCUAUGUCGACACGCGAAAUUCUAACUCUGCAAUUUGGCCAUUAUUCAAAUCAUGUUGGGACACAUUUCUGGAAUAUACAGGAACUUAGUUUUGACUACACAGGCACUGAAAAAAGUGAAUGCAACAACGAUAUUUUAUAUCGGGAAGGGCGAAAUACCAAGGGGGAGAUCACUUAUACACCUAGACUUCUAAUAUCUGAUUUGAGAGAUAGCUUGAAAUCUUUACCGGCUAAUGGUGGUUUACCAGACGAAGAUGUACAGGAAGACUUUAAAUGGGGUGCUGUUGAAAAAAUCCAAGAGCCAGUUGCACAAAAGAAUGAAUAUUUAGCAGAUAUUGACAAGAAAUCUCUGCAUGAAAUACUUUCAAAACAAUACCAGUUAGAAAAUCAGAUAAGUACAUGGACAGAUUAUUUAUAUCCUAGAUUACAUUCAAGAACAAUAAAUGUUGUUAAAGAAUACCAACAAGGCUCUAAUGAAAGUUUUGAUAUCUACCACACUGGUCAAUCUUUGUGGAAAAAGGACUAUGGCGAAUCAUUUUCUGAUAAAAUUAGAAACUAUGUUGAGGAAUGUGACAGUAUCCAAGGUUUCCAUGUCAACUUUGAUUGUGUUGAUGGAUUUGCGGGCUUAGCUCUUGGCUGUAUUGAACAUUUGACUGAUGAAUAUUCAAAAUCAAUACUAGCCCAUCCAAUAAUUCCUUCUUAUUUCCCCGAUAGUGAUCCUUCCACAGAUGAAGAAAAAGAAAUCUCUACUGGAAAAGAUACACAAAGAAUAGUCAACAUUGCAUUCUCCUUGAGUGAACUGACACAACUGGCAACACUGUUUGUUCCUCUUUGCACCGGUAGUAAAGGAUGGAGGAAACCAGGCAAGCCAAUAGUAUUUGAUUAUUUGAACUAUAAGCCAGAGCUGUACUACCAUUCCGCUAGUAUUUUAGCAUCAGCUUUAGACACAUUAAGUUACAAAUACAGGCUUAAAUCUAAUAUUUACACAUUGUCUGAUGCAUGUGCUGAUAUGAACGGAUACGGAAGAAAGAUGGCAGCAGCAUCACUGAGACUGCCAUUUGCUAUACCUGAAGAACAAUAUAUAAAUGAAUUUUUAGAGCUCAAUGAAAAAUCACUUUACACACCAAUAACACCCAGUUGUGAAAUAGCUCCUGAUAAAAUAUUCCAACUUAUUACAAUCAGAGGAAUUGAAGAAUACUUAAUGAAAAGAGAUGAAAGAAAUCCUAGAUACAGUAAUAUCAAAGAAAUGUUUGAAUUGUAUUUUCAAGCAAAUCAUUUUCUUUCUGCUACGAAUGUAACAAUAUGUGAAAAGCCAUUACAAAUAAAACCACCAUUUCCAAAUAUAUUCUCAGAUAAGUUGAACAAAUUUGGUUUUGUUACAAAUGAGAAAAAUCAAACAAAAGUUGAGAGUUGCGCUUUGAUGGCUGGAUACCAUAAUGGUAACUUUUUGUCAAACACUAUUGAAAGUUUGAGAAAGGAAGUGGGCAGGAUAAAGUUUGCUAAAUUACAUAAGUUCAGCGGAGAAGGUUGUGAAGCUGAAGAAUUUAAGGAGCGAUUAGAAACACUAUCAGAAUUCCAAAAUAAUUACGAAGAAUGUUUAGAAUUAUAAUUGUUAAGUACUUCAUUCAUGUUAUUGGACUGAUUCUUAUAGUACGUAAUGUAUGUAUGAACUGUGAGCAUAUAU